Molecule: messenger RNA, 3924 nt
Organism: Lemur catta (Ring-tailed lemur)
Lineage: Eukaryota; Metazoa; Chordata; Mammalia; Primates; Lemuridae
Gene: CNTNAP5
Product: contactin associated protein family member 5
Exons: 24
Coding region: 1-3924 (1307 amino acids)
Source: RefSeq, a predicted model, not a curated record
AUGGAUUCUGUACCACGGCUGACCAGCGUUUUGACUUUGCUGUUCUCUGGCUUGUGGCAUUUAGGAUUAACAGCGACAAAUUACAACUGUGAUGACCCGCUAGCAUCCCUGCUGUCUCCGAUGGCUUUUUCCAGUUCCUCAGACCUCACUGGUACUCCCAGUCCAGCUCAGCUCAACUGGAGAGUUGGAACUGGCGGUUGGUCCCCAGCAGAUUCCAAUGCUCAGCAGUGGCUCCAGAUGGACCUGGGAAACAGAGUGGAGAUUACAGCAGUGGCCACGCAGGGAAGAUACGGAAGCUCUGACUGGGUGACAAGUUAUAGCCUGAUGUUCAGUGACACAGGACGCAACUGGAAACAGUACAAGCAAGAAGACAACAUCUGGACCUUUGCAGGCAACAUGAAUGCCGACAGCGUGGUGCACCACAAGCUGCUGCACUCGGUGAGAGCCCGGUUUGUCCGCUUUGUGCCCCUGGCGUGGAACCCAAGUGGAAAAAUCGGCAUGAGGGUCGAGGUCUAUGGCUGUUCCUACAAAUCUGACGUCGCUGACUUUGACGGCCGAAGCUCCCUCCUGUACAGGUUCAAUCAGAAGCUGAUGAGCACUCUCAAAGAUGUGAUCUCCCUGAAGUUCAAGAGCAUGCAAGGGGAUGGGGUCCUGUUCCAUGGAGAAGGUCAACGCGGAGACCACAUAACCCUGGAGCUCCAGAAGGGGAAGCUCGCCCUGUACCUCAACUUGGAUGACAGCAAGGCUCGACUGGGCAGUGGCCCGCCCUCGGCCACCUUGGGCAGUCUCCUGGACGAUCAGCACUGGCACUCGGUCCUCAUGGAGCGGGUCGGCAAGCAGGUGAACUUCACUGUGGACAAGCACACGCAGCACUUCCGGACCACGGGCGAGGCGGAUGCCCUGGACAUUGACUAUGAGCUCAGUUUUGGAGGAAUUCCAGUACCAGGCAAACCUGGAACCUUUUUAAAGAAAAACUUCCAUGGAUGUAUUGAAAACCUUUACUACAAUGGAGUAAACAUAAUUGACCUGGCUAAGAGACGAAAGCAUCAGAUCUAUACUGUGGGCAAUGUCACUUUUUCCUGCUCCGAACCACAAAUUGUGCCCAUCACAUUUGUCAACUCCGGCGGCAGUUAUUUGCUGCUGCCUGGCACCCCCCAAAUUGAUGGGCUCUCAGUGAGUUUCCAGUUUCGAACAUGGAACAAGGAUGGUCUGCUUCUGUCCACAGAGCUGUCUGAGGGCUCGGGGACCCUGCUGCUGAGCCUGGAGGGCGGAAUCCUGAGACUCGUGAUUGAGAAAAUGACAGAACGCCUGGCCGAAAUCCUCACAGGCAGCAACUUGAACGAUGGCCUGUGGCACUCGGUUAGCAUCAGCGCCAGGAGGAACCGCAUCACUCUCACUCUGGACGAUGAUGCCACAUCCCCAGCCCAGGACACCACCUGGGUGCAGAUUUAUUCUGGAAAUAGCUACUAUUUUGGAGGGUGCCCCAACAAUCUCACCGAUUCCCAAUGUUUAAAUCCCAUUAAGGCUUUCCAAGGCUGCAUGAGGCUCAUCUUUAUUGAUAACCAGCCCAAGGACCUCAUUUCAGUUCAGCAAGGUUCCCUGGGGAAUUUCAGUGAUUUACACAUUGAUCUGUGUAGCAUCAAAGACAGGUGUUUGCCAAACUACUGUGAACACGGAGGAAGCUGCUCCCAGUCCUGGACUACUUUCUACUGUAACUGCAGUGACACAAGUUACACUGGUGCCACCUGCCAUAACCCCGUCUACGAGCAGUCCUGCGAGGUGUACAGGCACCAGGGGAACACGGCCGGCUUCUUCCGCAUCGACUCGGACGGCAGUGGGCCGCUGGGACCGCUCCAGGUGUACUGCAAUAUCACGGAGGACAAGAUCUGGACGUCAGUGCAGCACAACAGUACAGAGCUGACCCGCGUGCGGGGCGCCAACCCCGAGAGGCCCUACAGCAUGGCCUUGGACUACGGUGGCAGCAUGGAGCAGCUGGAGGCCAUGAUUGACCGCUCGGAGCACUGUGAGCAGGAGGUGGCCUACCACUGCAGGAGGUCCCGCCUGCUCAACACGCCAGAUGGAGCGCCAUUUACCUGGUGGAUCGGCCGGUCCCGUGAAAGGCACCCGUACUGGGGAGGGUCCCCUCCUGGGGUCCAGCAGUGUGAGUGUGGCCUGGAUGAGAGCUGCCUGGACACGCGACACUUUUGCAACUGUGACGCUGACCAGGACGAGUGGGCAAAUGAUACUGGCUUGCUUUCCUUCAAAGACCACUUGCCUGUCACUCAGAUAGUCAUCACUGAUACCGACAGAUCAGACUCAGAAGCUGCUUGGAGAAUUGGUCCCUUGCGUUGCUAUGGCGACCGACACUUCUGGAAUGCUGUCUCAUUUUAUACCGAAGCCUCUUACCUCCACUUCCCUCCCUUCCAUGCGGAAUUCAGUGCCGAUAUCUCCUUCUUUUUCAAAACCACAGCUUUGUCUGGAGUGUUCCUAGAAAACCUUGGCAUUAAAGACUUCAUUCGACUCGAAAUAAGCUCUCCUUCAGAGAUCACUUUUGCCAUCGAUGUUGGGAAUGGCCCUGUAGAGCUUGUGGUCCAGUCUCCUUCUCCUCUGAAUGACAACCAAUGGCAUUAUGUCCGGGCCGAGAGGAACCUCAAGGAGACCUCCCUCCAGGUAGACAGCCUUCCGAGGAGCACCAGGGAGACCCCGGACGAGGGCCAUUUCCGACUGCAGCUGACCAGCCAAUUGUUUGUAGGGGGAACAUCAUCAAGACAGAAAGGGUUCCUAGGAUGCAUCCGCUCCUUACACCUGAACGGGCAGAGGCUGGACCUGGAGGAGAGGGCAAAGUUCACGUCUGGAGUCAGGCCGGGGUGCCCAGGUCACUGUAGCAGCUACGGCAGCACCUGCCACAACGGGGGCAAGUGUGUGGAGAAGCACAGCGGCUACUUAUGCGACUGCACCAAUUCUCCUUAUGAAGGGCCCUUUUGCAAAAAAGAGGUUUCCGCUGUUUUUGAGGCUGGCACGUCGGUUACUUACAUUUUUCAAGAACCCUACCCUGUGACCAAGAAUAUAAGCCUCUCAUCCUCAGCUAUUUACACAGAUUCAGCUCCAUCCAAGGAGAACAUUGCAUUUAGCUUUGUGACAGCCCAGGCACCCAGUCUUUUGUUCUUUAUCAAUUCUUCUUCUCAGGACUUCCUGGCUGUUCUGCUCUGCAAGAAUGGAAGUUUACAGGUUCGCUGUCAGCUAAGCAAGGAAGAAAUCCAUGUAUUCACCAUUGAUGUAGAGAACUUUGCCAACAGAAGGAUGCACCACGUGAAGAUUAACCGAGAGGGGAGAGAGCUUACCAUUCAGGUGGACCGGCAGCUCCAGCUCAGUUAUAACUUCUCCCCAGAAGUGGAGUUCAGAGUCAUAAGGUCGCUCACCCUGGGCAAAGUCACAGAGAGCCAUAGAUUGGAUCCUGAAGUUGCUAAGGCAAACAGCCUGGGUUUUGUUGGAUGCAUGUCUUCAGUGCAGUACAACCACGUGGCGCCACUGAAGGCAGCUCUGCGCCACGCCACCGCUGCGCCUGUGACUGUCCAAGGGACCUUGACGGAGUCCAGCUGCGGCUCCACGGUGGACUCAGAUGUGAAUGCGGUGACCACCGUGCAUUCUUCAUCAGAUCCCUUUGGGAAGACGGAUGAACGGGAACCACUCACCAAUGCAGUUCGAAGUGAUUCUGCGGUCAUUGGAGGGGUAAUAGCAGUGGCGAUUUUCAUCAUCUUCUGUGUCGUGGGCAUCAUGACCCGGCUCCUGUACCAGCACAAGCAGUCACAGCGCACAAACCAGAUGAAGGAGAAGGAGUACCCAGAAAAUUUGGACAGUUCCUUCAGAAACGAUGUUGACUUGCAAAACCCAGUGAGCGAGUGCAAACGGGAAUAUUUCAUCUGA